Molecule: messenger RNA, 4696 nt
Organism: Priapulus caudatus
Lineage: Eukaryota; Metazoa; Priapulida; Priapulimorpha; Priapulimorphida; Priapulidae
Product: prolow-density lipoprotein receptor-related protein 1-like
Exons: 35
Coding region: 1-4677 (1558 amino acids)
Molecular function (GO): protein binding
Source: RefSeq, a predicted model, not a curated record
AUGCCGCAGUCUUCCGUAGCUGUAAGCAGAGAGCCAAAGAUAAGGCGUCAGACGGAACUACAGAGCAUCGCUCGAACGCGGGUGACCCAGCGGCUGGCCCAACGUCUCACCCUAGACUACAUAGCCAAACCGCCCUCUACUGGGAUAGACGCAAGAUCUGACUCGAUCCACACGUCUCUGUACGACGGCAGCGACCACCGCAUCGUGCUACGCGACCACGAAUACCUCGCUCACCCGUUCGCCAUCACGCUGUUCGAGAGCAAGGUCUACUGGACGGACUGGCGAGUCAACCUGCUCAUUAGCGCGGACAAGUGGCAUGGUCGCAACGUCAGCGAGGUUACGCAUACGAUAACGCAGCCGUUCGAUAUACACAUCUAUCACCCAUCCCGACAACCAUAUGCGAAGAAUCCGUGUGCGGUGGACAACGGCGGCUGCUCACAGCUCUGCCUCAUCAGCUUCAACAAGACGUCGGGCUGCCGCUGCGCUUACCUCUUCACGAUGACUGAGGACGGCAAGGCCUGCAAGCCUUUGAAGGAGUUUCUGCUGUACAGUCAGCAGAAGGAGAUCCUGGGCAUCAGUCUACGUCCACCCUACUACACGGUGAUGCCCUCUAUAACGGCCGUCGACAACGUGUCGUCGGUAGACUAUGACACGCGCGAUGAGCAGCUCUACUGGACCGACGUCACGUCGAGCAAGAUCAGUCGCAUCCACACGAACGGCACCGAGCAGCAUGUGCUCGUGGAUACGGGCAUCCCGAACCCAUUCGCGUUUGCCAUCGACUGGAUAUCCCGCAACAUGUUUUUCGGUUCCUAUGACAACCGGAAGCAGCGGAUCAGCGUCAGCACGCUGGACGGAGAGUAUCGGAUGGUGAUCGUCAAGAGCAACCUCAGCCAGCCGAACUCACUUGCUGUGCAUCCCAUAGAAGGGAAGCUGUAUUGGACAGACAUCGGCGAUCCCUCGCCACGUGUGGAGAUGGCCAGCAUGGACGGAACCAACCGACAAGUCAUUGUCACCCAAGAGCAGAACGGUCACCUCCAGUAUCCCACGAGCAUCACUGUGGACUACGCUGCGGGGCGCGUCUACUGGGCGAACAUGCAGGAUCACAGCAUCCACCACUGCAACCUGCAUGGCGAUGACAUCCGAAUACUGUCCGUGUCGCCUCUCAACUUCCCCUGCGCUCUCACCAUCAGGCAGGACAGGCUGUAUUACGCGAACCGCGGCAACGGGCUAAUGGUGUCCGUCGACAAGAGAACAGGCGACGACCUCGAGAUCAUCAGCAACACGUCGGCGAACGUGAUGUCACUGCGCAUGUUCGACGUCAACGCGAGAGCAGGGAUGGUGGAAAACAGCUGCGCGCCGAACAACGGCAACUGCACGCAGCUGUGCCUGCCGACGGCGCGCGGGCAACACGUGUGCAAGUGCACCGCAGGUUUUACACUCAACAAACAGCAAGCAUGCACGGGCAUCGAGUCGUUCCUCAUGUAUUCGAUGAGCAACGAGAUAGCGGGAAUCUCGCUCGACCCCAACGACACGACGCUGGAGGCCCUCGCGCCGAUAUCGGGCGUCACCGACGUUCCCGUCGUCGACUUCCACGCUGAGGGGCUGUCGCGGCUAGUUGAUCACAACCCGCUGUUCCAGAUGUCCGUCGUGUCGGACUACAUCUUCUGGGCGGACACGACGACCGGCUCGAUCUCGCGCAUCCGCCGCGACCUGACCUCGCGCGAGGACAUCGUCAGCGAGGGCGUCGGGGCCGUGCUCGGCAUCGCCGUCGACUGGAUAGCCGAACACGUCUACUGGACGGACCGUGACCUUGGUCUGAUCGAGGUGUGCAGGCUCAACGGAUCGUCGCGAUACGUCGUGCUGUCUGACCUGAGGCAGCCUCGCAGCAUCGCCCUGCACCCCGUCGCAGGCUACCUGUUCUGGACGGCGGAGGAGGGUCAGCUGAUCGAGCGCGCGCGGCUCGACGGCACAGAGCGCGCCACCAUCGUCAACAGCACAUACCAAGAUGGCCGCUUCAUCCGCGACCUUGCCAUCGACUACGACGAGCAGAUGCUCUACUGGUGCGACAUGCGGCGCAAUACGGUCGAGAAGAUUCGAUUCGACGGCAGCGGUCACGUGAUUAUCAUCGAGAGCGAGAACGGUGACCCUGUGACCUUGACCGUGUUCGCCGGAUACCUGUACUGGGUCGACUGGGUCGUCGACGGUGGCUCCAUACGACGCAUCGACAAGAACAAUGAGUCGGACAUCGUGAUACUGCGCAAGGACAUGAGUACCACCGUCAAGGACAUACAGGUGUUUGACAAGAGUUUGCAGACAGGAACGAACGUGUGUGCGGCUAAGGCGGGCAACGGCGGAUGUCAGGAGCUGUGUUUUCACGUGGGCAAGGAGACUCCUCACUGCGCAUGCUCACACGGACGCAUCGCCACCGACGGCAAGUCCUGCGAACCGUACGACGCGUUCAUUGUUUACUCGGGUGGCGACCGCAUCGAGAGCAUCAACAUCUUCGACGCAGCGAACAAGAACAGUCCGUGGGCUGCGAUACGCAACGAGACGUACAUGAAGAAUGUUAUCGCGGUCGCGUUCGACUUUGCCAACCGCCGCUUGUUUUACAGCGACAUCACGCUCGGAAACAUACAGAGCGUCGGGUUCGACGGCACCGAUCGCACGAUUAUCGCGCCGAACCAGGGCCGUCCGGAGGGGCUGGCGUACGCUGACGAACACAUGGACCUGUACUGGACGAGUUACAACACGCAAACGAUCAGUCGUGUCAACCUGAAGCCGGGCCUGCGCGGCCGCGUGGAGCGCGUGCUCAAGCUGGACGAGAGUGACCGGCCGCGCUCGAUCGCCAUCGACACCUGUAACAGCUACAUGUACUGGACGAACUGGAACGACCAGAGCCCCAGCAUCCAGCGAUCGUUUCUCAGCGGCUACCACGUCGAGUCGAUCGUGACGACGGAUAUCCGAAUCCCGAACGCUCUCACCGUCGACCACCCAGCGAAGAAGCUGUACUGGGCGGACGCGCGGCUGGACAAGCUGGAGCGAUGCAACAUGGACGGCACGGGUCGCAAGGUGAUCCUGACACUGCGCAGCACCAGCCACCCGUUCGGGCUGGCCGUGUAUGGCGACAUGCUGUACUUCACCGACUGGGGAUCGCGCGCGGUCAUGCAGGUGGAGAAGUACUACGGAGCCGGACUCGUCACGCUGCGAGACAAAAUACCGCGCCAGCCAAUGGGCCUCGUAGUGGUCGCCAACAACACCAACGACUGUUCGAGUCACCUGUGUCACCGUGGCAACGGAGGCUGCGAGGACGUGUGUUUGACGGAUGCGUACGGCAGCGUGGUGUGCGCCUGUAACCCGGGACGCGUGCUACUCAAUGCGACGCACUGCCGCGCCAUACAGUGCGACAACGGAAACUGCAUGGACAACCACCAGUGCAGGCAGGAUGAGUUUGCGUGCAAGGGAGGCCUGUGCAUUCGCUUUGAGUUCACGUGUGACCGCACGGUGCACUGUCCCCAUGGCGAUGACGAGGACCCUCAGUACUGCGGUCAGCGAUGGUGUCCUGUUGGCUUCUUCCACUGCGACGAGGGACGCUGCCUGCCGGAGAAGCUGCGAUGCGAUGGAAAGUACGACUGCACCGACUUCGUGGACGAGGACGAGUGUGCAUGUGAGGAGGAUGAGUUUAAGUGCACGAGUGGCAUGUGCAUACUGCAGGAACACAAGUGUGACUUCACACCGGACUGUCCGGACGCCAGCGACGAGAUGGGCUGUCCCCACCGCGACUGCAGCGAGCACGUAGAGGGUGCGGACGCGACGAGCAAACUCAUCAACUGCAACGCGACGACGGCGUGCAUACUGGAGGAGUGGCGAUGCAACGGUCAGAACGACUGCUGGGACAACAGUGACGAGGUCGGCUGCCCCCCACACGUGCCAACGACUUGCGACGGCGAUCAGUUCACGUGCGAGGACGGCGAGUGUCUCGCUAUAGACUGGGUCUGCGACAGCGAGGACGAUUGCGAGGACGGCAGCGACGAACGCAACUGCAGCUACACGUGCCAGGAGGACAAGUUCAAGUGUGAUAACUCGGGUUGCAUUAGCCGCACCUGGGUCUGCGACGGACACGACGACUGCGGAGACGCGUCAGACGAGGGAGACCAGUGCAAGACGCGCACGUGCGACGAGACAGAGUUCCAGUGUCCCGGCACCGGUCGCUGCAUUCCAGACACAUGGCGCUGCGAUGGGGACAACGACUGCGGAGGGGAGAACCCAGCAGACGAGAGCGCGGAGGAAGGAUGCGAGUAUGAGCCGUGCUACAAGGACUACUUUGAGUGUGCGAACCAUCACUGCGUGCCCGUCGCGUGGAAGUGUAACGGCUUUAACGAGUGCGGCGACCAGAGUGACGAAGAUGAGAGCAUAUGCAACCCGCAGCUGAACAAGACGUGUCAGGGUGAGGAUGAGUAUCAGUGCAGCAACGGAGUCUGCAUCGCUGAGGAGUUGCUAUGCAACGGUUGGGACGACUGCGGUGACUCGUCCGACGAACUGCUAUGCAACGCGUUUCAACGAGAUGGCGCGGAGCAAUGCGUGCCGGCAGGCCUGCGGAGGAUCUCAAGUCGGAUACCGCUGCAAGUGCCAGCCCGGAUUCCGGCUUGCCGCCGACCAGCACAUGUGCAAGGACAUUGAUGAGUGUGAGGAGGUGAUG